Messenger RNA from Hippocampus zosterae (dwarf seahorse), 3095 nucleotides. It is a transcript of the gene matn4, whose product is annotated as matrilin 4. Gene Ontology annotation, molecular function: calcium ion binding. Lineage: Eukaryota; Metazoa; Chordata; Actinopteri; Syngnathiformes; Syngnathidae. The record is from RefSeq and is a predicted model, not a curated record. The coding region runs from base 120 to 2255 and encodes 711 amino acids. The transcript is spliced from 16 exons.
GGUUUUGUGUGUGUGCAUGUGUGCGUAUGUGUGUGUGGAACAGGACUUUUUUUUUUUUUCCACGCGUGUGCAUCCCACCUGUCCCAGGCCACGUCCGCGUCCAGUAGUCAGCUGUUGCCAUGACAAUGAGGCGUAUGGGUGCAGGCGUCGCCUUGGUGCUGCUCAGCAUGGCCGCCAUCACCACCGCCCGGCCCAAAGCAGUUUCUGAGCAAAAGUGCCAGUCAGGCCCGGUGGACCUGGUGUUCCUGAUCGACAGCUCGCGCAGCGUUCGACCUCACGAGUUUGAGACAAUGCGGAAGUUCAUGAUCGACAUCCUGGACACGCUCAACGUCGGACUCAACGCCACCCGAGUGGGCGUGGUCCAAUACUCUAGUCAGGUCCGCAACGAGUUCUCCUUGAACUCUUAUGGCAACAUGUCCAGUAUGGUGGACGCCAUCCACCGCAUCGUCCCCCUGGCGCAGGGCACCAUGACGGGCCUGGCCAUCCGUUACAUCAUCAACAACGCCUUCAACCUAGAGCAAGGCGACAGACCCCAGGUGCACAACGUGGCGGUGAUCGUGACAGACGGGCGUCCUCAGGACCGCGUGUCGGAGGUGGCGGCGGAGGCUCGCCAGAAAGGCAUUGAGAUCUUCGCUGUGGGUGUGGCCCGGGCUGACAUGGCGUCCCUCAGGGCCAUGGCGUCCCCGCCCUUCGAGGACCACGUUUUCCUGGUGGAGACAUUUGACCUCAUCCACCAGUUUGGACUUCAGUUCCAGGAUAAACUCUGCGGUAUGGAUCUGUGUGUGGAGACUGAGCAUGGCUGUGAGCACAUUUGUGAAAGCUCUCCGGGUUCUUUCCAUUGCCUCUGCCUGCCCGGUUACACGCUGAAUGACGACGACAAGACCUGCGCAGCCAUCGACUUGUGCGCCGAAGGCAAACACGACUGCGAGCAGAUCUGCGUGAGCACUCCUGGCGCCUUCACGUGCGACUGCAACCAAGGCUUCACGCUCAACCUCGACAUGAAGACGUGCACCAUGUUGGACUUUUGUUCCUUUGGUAAUCACACGUGCGAGCACGAGUGUGCGAGUGUGCUCAACGGAUUCCAUUGCCGCUGCAAAGAUGGAUACCGGCUGAUGGACGACGGCGCCUCCUGCCAGGCCAUCGACUUGUGCGCCGAUGGCGACCACGACUGUGCGCAGAUCUGCGUGAGCUCUCCCGGCGCCUUCACGUGCGACUGCAACCAGGGCUUCGCGCUCAACCAGGACAAGAAGACGUGCACGCCUAUCGACCUGUGCGCCGAAGGCAAACACGACUGCGAGCAGAUCUGCGUGAGCUCUCCUGGCGCCUUCACGUGCGACUGCAACCAAGGCUUCGCGCUCAACCAGGACAAGAAGACGUGCACGCAAUUGGACUUGUGUAACUCGCUGGAUCACGGAUGCGAGCAUCGCUGCGUGAGUACGCCGGGCUCGUAUUACUGCGUCUGUCCCGAUGGGCAACUCCUGCAGGAGGACGGCAAGAACUGCGGAACGUGCAAGUCGGCCGUCAUCGACCUGGUGCUGCUGAUCGACGGCUCCAAGAGCGUCCGCCCUCACAACUUCGAGCUGGUCAAAAAGUUUGUCAAUGAGGUGGUGGACACGCUGGACGUGUCGGAGCACGGCACUCGGGUGGGUCUGGUCCAGUACUCCAGCCGGGUCAGGACCGAGUUCACCCUAAACCAGUUCCACAGCGCAGAUGACAUCAAGGCUGCUGUCAUGAAGAUGGCGUACAUGGAGAAGGGCACGAUGACGGGCAUGGCGCUGCAGCACAUGUUGGAGAGUAGCUUCUCGGAGGCGGAAGGGGCCAGACCGCCGGACCGAGGGAUUCCCAGGAUCGGACUGGUGUUCACCGACGGGCGUUCGCAGGACGACAUCAGCGAGUUCGCCAAGAAGGCCAAACAAGCCGGCAUUAUCAUGUAUGCGGUGGGCGUCGGCAAAGCGUUGGAGGAGGAGCUUCGCCAGAUCGCCUCGGAGCCUCUGGAGAAGCAUUUCUUUUAUGCCUCCGACUUCACUGCCAUCAGCACCAUCGCGCUCAACCUUAAACUAAACGUGUGUCCAGAGGAAAGUCAAGGUGAGAUCGAAGUGAAGGACCCGUGCGCCUGCGAAAACCUGGUGGAGUUCCAGCAAGCCACCAUAAGCAACCUGGACCGCAUCACGCAGUCGCAUAUCCUUUUCAUGCAUGCCGCUCCGCUUUCCAUCGACACCGCAUUCCCCUUUUACGCAGAGUUCCGAGGUAUCUGACUAGAGAAACACGCGAAUCUCAGCCAUAAAAGGACUUGAAACAACUUGGAAGUCGUAAUGCAAGGAGACCUGGUAUCUAUUCACCUUUUGACCUCUUGAUUGGCCACCGAGGUUUUGCUCCUUAGCGUCUGGGCUUCCACUGACGGCGAUGAGCGUCCGACUGGUGCAGCUGGAGCAGCAGCUGCUUAACAGGAAGUGAUGCGCAGGAAGCGGGAAGACAGCUUGGGCCUUGCCCCCCCCCGAUCCCCCCUCCCCCUCGCGGCAAGAGAGACGCCGCAGGAUCAACAGUGACGAGGACAACAACUGAAGCGUGAAGCAGAACAACAACAAUGACAACAACAAGAACGAACAAAGAUAUCAUCAUCAACGACGGGAAUCGGAAUUGUGAUUCCGAUUCUGCACAGUGACGUCGACGGGAAGAAGAGCGGCAGCAAGACCGGUCGCAACGACAGCAAGAGCAAUAGCAAGAACAGCACAGAUAACAACAACAUCGAUAAACAACGAGAUCAAGGACAACAAAUCAACAAGGACAACAACAAAACAAGAAGCCUCGAGGACUUCCCGCUUCCUUUUGUAGCGUGCGUAAUUCUGGAAGCGAAGGAUAGGAAGUCGUGUCGUUUUUACAAUUUUGGGGCCGAAAUGUUUACUUUUGAUGGUUGUCAAGAUGACAACCACUCGACCAUUCAAACCUCCAACGUGACUUUUUGUGCGACCACGAUAAGGAAAGUUUGCAUGUGUGUGGAUCGCAGAAAGAGAAACAUGUAACUUUUGUAUGAAAAAUAUUUGGAUCAUGUUUUGGUGUUCCAUAUUUGUGACGUAUGCACCAAACACCAAUAAACA